Molecule: messenger RNA, 1943 nt
Organism: Guyanagaster necrorhizus
Lineage: Eukaryota; Fungi; Basidiomycota; Agaricomycetes; Agaricales; Physalacriaceae
Exons: 1
Coding region: 87-1847 (586 amino acids)
Source: RefSeq, a predicted model, not a curated record
CUUGAUCUUCGACUACGAUCAUGAACAUACCGAAUAUCCCGCCGAAUCUACCAGCAGCACUCAAUCUGUUGGGCCACAACCCCUUCAUGACUCCAGAACAGGCUGAGGAUAUCCGGCAACUCCUCCAUAACGAAGAACACGUCCUCGCUAGUCUCAACGCUGAGAUCAAAGAAGCCACGGCUCUGCUAGAAAAAAUCACGCGAGACAGAGAUGCAUUGCAGGAAAUCAUAGUGGGGAAAUCCGGGCCACAUAUGGCUGCUCUGCGUGCAGGUAUUGAGGAGAAAGAGAAGGAGCUGAGGCGAGUUCAGAAGGAGAGCAAAGCGGUGAAGGCAAGCUGGGAUCGUAUGUGCCGCGAACGGGGAAUGGUUGCAGAGUCUGACCCCGAUCUUCUUAAGCAUCUCGAUUUCGAGCUCGAGCUAUGCAGACAGACGGUGCAGAGGCUACAGAACGAGGAAGACAGCGUCCAGGUCUCUUUGGACAGCCAACGAAGCGCUCUGUCGCCUAUUCGCCGCCUUCCACUCGAGAUUCUCUCCGAAAUCUUCAAGCUUUGUCUUCCAGGUUCUUAUAUCAUCCCAAAAUCGAGGAGCGCACCACUGCUCCUGACCCAGGUCUGCGGCAGCUGGCGACGACUUGCGCUUUCGAUACCCCAACUUUGGAGUUCUAUCUCUGUCGAGGUCACCGUCCAGCGGUGCCGACCACCCUUGCCUCUUAUCGAGCUCUGGUUACAGCGGUCGAUGACCCAGCCGCUGUCUUUUGCCAUCACAGAGCUUGAGCAGGAGGAUGCGAGAGAAAUCGCAGACCCUGUUACUGCUGCCUCCAUUCUCAAGACCUUCGUUCCUGCUCAUCAUCGCUGGGCAAGCGUCAAGCUGGAAUACCACGAUUGGCGCUGGCCGUCCGGUCUUGAGCAGUUGCCCCAAGAUGCAUUGCUUGAUUCUUUAGAGAAGCUGGAUCUGCAGCGCGAAUAUUGGUUCAAGGAUGAUUUCCCCGACUUGAAGCGGAUCCUCCAAGCUUCCCGUCUUCACGAUCUUACUUGGCAUAGUCGCAGUCCACCUUCCGACUACCUUCAAAUAGUCAACAUAUUACAGCUGACGCAUUUAGAUCUAGUCCGUCCUGUGUCAAAGGACGUGUUUCUUGACGUCCUGAGUGGAUGUCGCGCCAUCGAGUCCUGCACUUUCUUCGUUCAACUGGUCGGUAGAAUACCUGACGACUCUAACCACCCAUUGGACACGUCUCCUAUCGUUCUGCCACACCUUCACACCUUUGAACUCACCGUCGACAUGGCACUGACUACACUACUAUCUCGAUUAGUCUUUUCCUCAUUGACCACCCUCCAGAUCAACAGACUGGACGAGUUUUUCCUGAUUAAUCCCAUAAAUGCACCGCAUUUCUGGGAUCAAGAAGAAGUGAAUGCGUUUCUCGUGCGUUCACAGUGCUCGCUACGGACGCUCGAUGUCAGGGAUGUGGAGAUAUCUUCGGCAGAAUUGCUCGAUGUGCUCAAGUUCACCAGCCCUACAUUGCAGCAGCUCAACAUCACGAAUGAAAGGGCAAAGGACAAUUGCAUCACAGAUGAUGUUGUCCGGGCGCUGACUGCGUCCUCAUCAUCUAGUGACCCCGCUUUUCUGUGUCCUCAGCUUGAUUAUCUGAAGUUGUGGAGAUGCGUGUCUUCGACAGAUGGAUUGUUAGCGGAUAUGGUGCAGUCCCGCUGGUUGCCUCGAGAGGAGGACACGGCGAAGAGGAUGAGACUGGUCAUUAUUCUAUUACGAGACGAGGAGUGUCAUGCGACAGAUGUAGCACGUCUGAAAGAGUUUCACAGACGCAGGCCGGGCAUUACAUUGGUUCGACGAUGAUAGUGGUAACACUAGAUGAGCAUAGAAUCUGAGCCAGCCGAGCUAUGAUUAUAAUGUUCUCCUGUUAAAUACAUCAAUCGAAGAAAGUAUGAAAUA